AUGAUCCGGGAGGCGUCGUCUCUACAAUACGAUGCGACGCAGGGAAUAGCCGCCAACGAACGCGGUUUUGGGUUCCUUGAGGAAGUGCGCGAUAUGCGUGCGAAGAUGGCAUCACUCGAAUCUCGUCUCCAGAAAGUCGAAAUCCAUCGCCAGAGCCAUCUCGAUCUCCGACAAAGAACUAUUUCUACAUGGGUACGAGAUGCGCUCAAGAAAACCUCAGAACACCGGAGAGAGGAUCUCCGCCGACUCAAUAAAGGGACUAUCCACGGCGGUGAUAUACGAACCGAUACUAUGGUAGUUACGGAGCGUUACAAGACCAGCAGUACGGAAUGGCGAUCUUUCUCUACCCUCUAUGGCCUUACCCCGGACGAUGUGGAGAAUCUCGACUACUCAAAAUGUUGUGGGUCUCUCCAGGCCUUGAAUAGAGCAGCCUCGAUCCUAUUCGACAAGAAUUCGACAAUUCUCCCUACUGAGGAGAUGAGGAAGACACGUGAGGAUCUUGUGGCUCUGUUGCGAGAGGGGAAAUAUGAAGAGGCUGAGGAGAUAAGCAGCACUCUUUGUGAGGACGAGUCGUCUGUGGCUGAAAAUGAGUAG
Messenger RNA from Penicillium alfredii, 594 nucleotides. RefSeq lists its product as uncharacterized. The record is from RefSeq and is a predicted model, not a curated record. The transcript has a single exon. NCBI's taxonomy places the organism in Eukaryota, Fungi, Ascomycota, Eurotiomycetes, Eurotiales, Aspergillaceae. The coding region runs from base 1 to 594 and encodes 197 amino acids.